This is a messenger RNA of Heterocephalus glaber (naked mole-rat), 3120 nucleotides long. RefSeq names its product TNF receptor superfamily member 1B (gene Tnfrsf1b). Gene Ontology annotation, cellular component: membrane. Gene Ontology annotation, biological process: regulation of T cell cytokine production; extrinsic apoptotic signaling pathway; inflammatory response. Gene Ontology annotation, molecular function: tumor necrosis factor binding; tumor necrosis factor receptor activity. Lineage: Eukaryota; Metazoa; Chordata; Mammalia; Rodentia; Bathyergidae. The record is from RefSeq and is a predicted model, not a curated record.
CGCUUUCAGUCGCCGGCUCGCGAGUUUGGGACGCAGACGAGGCUCUGGGUCGCAGGGCGAAGGUCGCGGGCCGGACCGCGCUCGGCCCCGCUCCCCAUGGCGCCCGCAGCGCUGUGGGCCGCGCUUGCCGUCGGACUGCAGCUCUGGGCGGCGGGGUUCGCCGUGCCCGCCCAGGAUAUGUUCAUGCCCUACGCACCGGAAUCUGGGACCAAGUGCCAGGUGAAAGAAUAUUAUGAGAAUACCGCUGGGAUGUGCUGCAGCUUGUGUCAACCUGGCCAGCAUGUGAAAGCCUUGUGCACCAAGACCUCGGACACCGUGUGUACCCCUUGCGAGGAGAGCACGUACACCCAGCUCUGGAACUGGCUCUACACGUGCUUAAGCUGCCGCUCCCCCUGCAGCUCUGACCAGGUGGAGAUUCAAGCAUGCACCCCACAGCAGAACCGCGUUUGCACCUGCAGGCCAGGUCAGUUCUGCAUUCUGGGGAGUCCGGACAGCUGCCGGCAGUGCAUACCUCUGCGCAAGUGUCCUCCUGGCUUUGGCGUGGUCAAACCAGGAACUGCGAGUUCAGAUGUGCAUUGCGCCCCCUGUGCCCCAGGCACUUUCUCCAACACCUUGUCUUCCACUGAAGUCUGCAGGCCCCACCGAAAAUGCAGCUCCGUGGCCAUCCCUGGGAAUGCAACUAUGGACGCAGCCUGUGCGUUUGUGUCCUCCACCCUGGAAGCAGCCCCGGGCCCAGCCCGCACGCCCUGGUCAGUGUCCCAGAGUGCAGAGCCGGCGGAGCCAACUCCAGGGCCCAGCACAGCUCCAAGCACGGCCUUGCUGCUCCCAGAGGGCCCCAAGCCCCCGACUGGAAAGAGCAAGAACGGCAUCUCCCUGCCAAUCGGACUGAUUGUGGGUCUGACGGCCCUGGGGCUGCUGGUCAUCGGACUGGUGAACUGUGUCAUCGUGACCCAGAGAAAAAAGAAGCUCUCCUGCCCACAUCGAGAAGGCAAGCGGCACCUGCCUGUGGAUAAGAUCCGGGGUGUGACAGGCCUGGAGCAGCAGCAGCUGCUCACUACUGCGCCCAGCUCCAGCAGUAACUCCCUGGAGAGCUCGGCCAGCACUGCCACCCUGGGCGCGGAGAAGCCCGAGGGGUCCGGGGAGACCCGGGGCACCUUCAGGAGCUCAGAGUCUCCCCCUGGUGGCCAUGGGACCCAGGUCAAUGUCACCUGCAUCGUGAACGUCUGCAGCAGCUCCGACCAUGGCUCGCAGUGCUCCUCCCAAGCCACGACGGAGGACCCCAAUGCCAGCCUUUCAGGAACCCCAGAGGACGAGCAGGUCCCCUUCUCCCAGGAGGAGCGCCCCUUUCAGUCCUGGCAGGAGACCCCGGAGACUCUGCUGCAAAGCCUGGAGAAACCUCUGCCUUUCUGCGUGCCGGACUCGGGCAUGAGGCUCAGUUAACGGGGCUGGGGUGGGCUGUGUCGCAGCUGGAGGGGGCUGAGUUCUGGCAGGGCCACUUGGCAGAGGUGCCCCGGUCCCCUGAGGCCCUCAUCCCCCAGGACUCUGGCUCCUUACGGGCCAGGUUACUACAGUCCUGGGGAAACUGCCAUCAUGAUCCAAGUCCUUCUUGGGAGGUGGCUGUCAUGAACCUGUGGGACCAGCCCUUAUUGUCUGGACCUGACCCCAGCUGGACCUGCACGCUUGUCUUCCAGAGCCCCUGGUGGCUUUGGUUUUUUUUUUUUACCCUGGGCUCUGACCUGAUUCUGGCUUUUCAGAGGCCUCAGCAUCCUCCCCUUCUGAGGGGCUUGCUGGGGAGGAGGGACGCUGUGUGUCACCCAUGGAGAAGGAACUGCACUUCCGCCCGGAUGCAGAGGCUGAAGGAUGGCCCCUGGGAGGGGAGGCCACCGGUCAGAGGGUUCUGUGGGGAGGAGGAAGUAGCAGUCCUGUAGGGGACACCGGUCCCUCAGAUCAGCUCAGGACUCUUGGAAGGUACCACCUCCAGACCACAUCUGGCUUGUUCUUUUGUACCUGGUGUGAAAAUCCAGUGCCCAGAGGGCCUAGGCAGGCAUCUUUACUCCAUGCUACAGUCAAGAUGGCAGACCUUGGACCUGGGAGGGGUGUGCCCCAGGAGUAGAACACGUGCUCAGUGUGCUCAGUGCUGUGGGUUCAAUCCCAGCCCAAAAAUGUGAGCACCAUGCAGGCCAACGAGGCAACAGAACCAGGGCACGGUGGCACACACCAGUAAUCCCAGCAUGGGAGGCUGAGGCAAGAAGGUUGCCAGGAGCUCAAGGCCAGCCUGAACUACAUAGCAAGACCCUGUUUUGGAAAAACCAAAAAACCCCAACCAAACCAGCCCCCCUCUGGUGCCCUCGGCACCCUCUGCCUUUGACUUUCACUCCAGUGUACCCACUGCCCCCUCGGCCCCACUGGUGAACGUCUCCAAGGCCAUGCCAGGGGACUUCAGAACCAAGGAGGUCCCAGGCCUCUGCGGCCACCUUCUCCUACCUCAGCCUGGACCUGCUUGCAACCUAUGAGGGUUGAGCUUCCUCCCACCCCAACACCCAGUCCCAGGGCAGCCGGGGAGCCGUUUUGGUACUGUGCCUACGGCGAUGCCCAGCGGAUGUGAAAAUCCAAGUGCCAGGCAUUUGUGUCUGUUGUGUGUCCUGGGGUGUGCACAGUGGUGCCACCCUGAAGCUGCUAAAGCCAGUUCUUCGCCACUGGCCAGGCAGGAGCGUGCGCAGCAGUGACCAGAUUUCAGAAGGAAGGGGUUGGGGAUGCCUGGAGAAGCCCGUUCAGUCUCAGGUACUUGGAUCCUUGUUGAUAUAUUCCACUGGACUUGAACUUGGCAGCUGAACUAUUGGGGGGGAGGAGAGCCUUCCCGUGACCACGGAGACCAGAAGGGCUUCCUGCCGGGGAAUCGAGGUGUUGACCGCCCAGUCGACUGGGUCUCUGCCCGCCUGGACCCUGGGCAGCGAUGGAGCGCGUCUGCCCCCUGGUGGACGGUCCUGGGAGCCCCGAACUGGAAGGACUCGGGGUGACCUCCGUUCCCCUGCUUGUGCUGAUCCCAGAUGUUGAGAGUUUGCACUGUUUGCAGGGCAGCAUUCCUAGUUAGUAAUAAAUCUUGUUUGUUUUACACGUUGA